Toxorhynchites rutilus septentrionalis is the source of this 3784-nucleotide messenger RNA. RefSeq names its product kinesin-like protein Klp61F (gene Klp61F). Bases 205 to 3354 code for a protein of 1049 amino acids. Gene Ontology annotation, biological process: mitotic spindle assembly; microtubule-based movement. Gene Ontology annotation, cellular component: nucleus; spindle microtubule. Gene Ontology annotation, molecular function: plus-end-directed microtubule motor activity; ATP binding; microtubule binding. The record is from RefSeq and is a predicted model, not a curated record. Lineage: Eukaryota; Metazoa; Arthropoda; Insecta; Diptera; Culicidae. The transcript has 7 exons.
UCAAGUUGAGAGAAGCACACUCGCAAUCGUAAAAUCAAACGGUUUCAAAUAGUCGUUUCGCUUGUAUUGUUUAAAAAAUAGAAAAUAAGAUUAAACAUCAGAGUUGAAGUUGCGUGUUGUUUUUGUGGGAAACUUAGGGUACAUUGAGUUUCGAUUUCUAAGAAAUAACAGCUUAAUUGUAAUUGAGUGCAUUUUUUCUGAACCAUGAGUAAUAUGAAUGCAAGCAAUGGGAUCGACACAAGCAACGGCAAAUCGCUGAAAUGCAAUCAAAAUGUACAGGUUUAUCUUCGUGUCAGACCUACAAAUACUCGAGAGAAAUUAAUCCGCUCGCAGCAAAUCGUUGAAGUGAUAUCGCAUCAUGAGCUGCUCCUGAAACCAAUUUUUCUCGACUCGAGAAAUUCGAAAAAGUUCACAUUCGAUCGAGCGUUUGAUGUCUACUCGAAGCAACCGGAAGUUUACCAUGCCGUGGUAGCUCCCUAUAUCGAGGAAGUUCUGUCCGGAUUCAAUUGUACCGUGUUUGCGUACGGCCAAACUGGUACGGGAAAGACUUACACGAUGGUCGGUGAGGAACAACCCGAGCUGAGUGCCGGAUGGGAGGACGACACGAAGACGGGCAUCAUUCCCCGAGCGGUGAAUCAUUUAUUUGAUGAGCUACGAAUGACAGAGCUUGAGUUCUCGAUGCGAAUUUCCUAUUUGGAGCUGUACAAUGAAGAACUGUGCGAUUUGUUGUCUACAGACGAUACGGUCAAGAUUCGUAUUUAUGACGAUGUCAACAAAAAGGGGUCCGUUAUCGUACAAGGCUUGGAGGAAAUCCCCGUCCACAGCAAGGAUGACGUGUACAAGCUGUUGGGCAAGGGCCAGGAACGUCGUCGAACGGCGUCCACUCUAAUGAACGCCCAAUCAUCCCGCUCGCACACUAUUUUCUCGAUCAUCGUUCACAUCAAAGAAAACGGAAUCGAUGGCGAGGAGCUGUUGAAAAUCGGUAAACUAAAUCUGGUCGAUUUGGCCGGAAGUGAGAACAUUACCAAGGCUGGCAAUGAGAAGGGCAUACGAACGAGAGAAACGGUGAACAUUAAUCAGUCACUAUUGACACUGGGUCGAGUGAUUACGGCACUUGUGGAACGAACGCCCCACAUACCUUAUCGUGAGUCGAAACUCACCCGUUUGUUGCAGGAAUCGUUAGGCGGUCGCACCAAAACGUCAAUUAUUGCGACAAUCUCUCCUGGGCAUAAGGAUUUCGAAGAAACGAUGAGCACGCUGGAAUACGCCCACCGGGCUAAAAAUAUACAAAACAAGCCGGAAGCGAAUCAAAAACUAUCGAAAAAGACCGUUAUCAAAGAGUACACGGAGGAAAUUGACCGCUUAAAGCGGGAACUGACAGCUACUCGCGAUAAGAACGGAAUAUAUCUGCCGGAGGAAACCUAUAACGAAAUGCUAUAUAAAUCGGAAGCCACUACCAAGGAGUUGAACGACAAGGUAGUCCUCAUAAAGCUACUCAAAGAGGAUCUUGCUAAAAAGGAAACCAUUUUCAAAGAGGUCAGCCUUCAUUUGUUCGAGAAGGAAGAGCAGUUGCGGAAAGUGGAGGAUAAUUUGGUCAAUACGAAGCAUGAAUUAACCACAUCGAAGCGAUAUUUGAACAAAACCAAGCGACGAUACACCGAGAAGAAGGUUAUUCUUGAACAUCAUAUGAAGACCGAAAAUAAACUGACAAAUCACGCAAAGGAACUAAUGAAAGUAGUUGACACGGUUCAAAGUGAUACAGAGGGAUUACAUAGUACAAUCGAUCGAAGGAAAGCCACCGACGAGGAAAAUCAAACUGUUUGUGAACGUUUCGUGGAGCAAUUGAAGAAUCGGUUGACAGUCAUGCAGGGAAGUGUCUCAGAGCUUACACAUAGCUCAUUUCAAAUCAGCAACUCGAUAACCAGUGAUUGGGAUAAUUAUGUGGCAAACCAAGAAUGCCGACAACAGAACACCUUAAAGCAGAUCACAGCACUUGAAUCGUACUCGCAGAGUAUGCUGUCCAAAGGAUCCACUCUAGUUAGUACAUUUCGGGACGAUCAUUUAAACUGGAAUUCCGAACAGCUCAAGGCGGUACAAUCAUUUGCGGAAAUCAUUAACAAUGUGAAUGAAUCUCUCCGAACGACACUGGCAGCUAAUAUCCAAUCGUUGAGGAAAACUCUCACCGAACAGUAUGAGCAGCAAAGGCAAAUGCUUGAUGCCACCCUGAAGGCAAAUCAGGAAUUCCAUAAGCAAAGUCUGCAGUGCUGCUUAGAACAGAAAAGUGGUUUACGAGACAUGGAUCAGCUGAUUGUGCAGUUCGAAGAUAGUCAGAGCCAAAUCGUUAACUUUGUCAAAACUAAGAAAUUGAGUAAUCAAGCUCGGAUGAAACGUUUAAAGGAAUUCUACGACGCCAUGUCCGAUGAACUCCGAUCUGAGGAAGCAAAUUUGAACAGUUUGGAGACGGUCAUUCAAAAGCUUGGCAACACGAAGGAUUCUGCAAGAGUUUUAAUCAGAACUAGUGACGCAAUUGUUGAUAGAACCAUCGAAUGUCAAAAUGCGUCUGCAAACUGUAUGCAAAAUAGCAGACAACAAUUGGAAUCUAUCGCACAGGAACACCUGUCCGUAGCACAAGGCCAAUUACAUCAUAACGUUGUUCACACCGUAGAAACCCUAAGCAAUCAGCUGAAAGAUACAGUUGCUCAGCAAAAUUCUGCCCUCGCAAGUGCCGAAGACUAUUCACGUAAGCAAUGGCAACAAUUCGGUUCCCAGUUCGAACAGAACCAAUCGGAAUUCACUAGUAGCCUUCAAACGCGGCUACAAUCCCUCAACCAUUCACUGGGCCUGGAACACGUUGCGAACUCUGACUUGCGAAGUACCACACUUUCACUGAACAAACAACUCCAACGAAACAUCACAUCCUACCAGAGCCAGACGAAUGCCAACCUGACAGAAUUAACAGAUCAGGUGAAUCGAUUCCACCAGGAGGAGUUAUCGCUGUAUCAACCAACCGGCCAGACGCCCGUACGAAAAACGAUUAGCUAUGCGAGGGAUUUGGCCACGACGUCACCUCACGAUCGAAUCGUACGACGAUUUUGGCGUGAGCGAGGUAUGAUGGAUCAGGACACUUCCAUUACGAUUCAGGAGGAUAACGAAGAAGUUAGUGUACUGUACAACAGCUUACACGGCGAUGAAGUUAGGAACUCCACUCCAUUGGCCUCGCGGUGUAACGUGUUUGAAGAGGAUCGGGAACGAUUUAAGGAACUGCAAAUAUCAAACAUCUUAACCAAGAUGGGUAAUGACGUGGAAUGGGAAGAUAAUAAGGAAAACAUGGACACUAUAAACGAAAGCGCAUAGAAAGCAACUUGCCUGUUCAGUGGUGAUAUUCAUUCGUAUGCAAGCGAAUCGUAUUUUCGUAUUUAUUCCACGUUUGCCACGACCAAUAGCUCUCCGAACUUAUUUUUUGUUCCUUCGUCUGUAAUAUAUUUUCAUAGUUUUUAUUAGAGUAAUAAAACAGGUUAAUGUUUGACAUUGUCAGUGGACAAAACCGUUCAUACAACAGAUUUACGUUUGUUUUAUGUUUCCUUAGUAAACUCACGUUUGAGACAUCGAAACAAGUUUAUAGGUGUGUAGUUCCUUGUUAUCCCGAAAUAUGCUACAGUGUUGUAUUGAUACCCCAUAGUUCUUGUUAUAUGCGUUCUUGUGAGAUCAGAAAAAGUGUAAUAGUCUAGAAAUAUUAUGGCGCCGGAAAAACAUGUAUAUAAAUGCCUCACAUUACUAUUAUAAA